CCUCUCAGUCUCCUCUCGUGAAAAAUAACCCCAUCUAAUGGGAUUCUCUACAUUGAUUUGAAUUGAUUUUGCAUCUCAGAUACUCAAAACACUGAGAAGGUAAACAUGUUUCGACUUUGUUUCCAAGGCACAUUGGUACAAACCAAGACAUUAUCCAUAUUUCACAAAGAAAUUGUUAACCUAAAGUGUCUUAGACUGAACACUAAACUGAUACGGCAUUUUGCUAGCUAUUCAAAGGUAGACAGCGAAGUAGACCGCAUUUACUAUGGUCCUUUAACGCCUCAAAUUAAGGCAGUGAAGGUAUUUUCUCUAAGCUCCAGCGUCGCGGGCUUGGUAGCUCAACCGAUCAUUAUAAACGAAGCAGCCACCAUUGGAAGCACUUCACUCCUCGUCGCUAUUUGUUCUGUGGUUGGGUUCUUCACGUUCGUAACACCAAUACUGCUACAUCAAAUUACUAAGAAAUAUGUAACAAAGAUUGACUAUGAUAGCACAAAUUCAACAUACAAGGCAGUUACUUACAACUUUUUUAUUGCUGAAAAACAGCAUGAAUUCAAAGCAGAAGAUGUGAUAGUACCUGAAAUCCCUGGCAUGUUCACAACACUGGUGGCCAAGGGAAAGCCCAUGUUUGUAGAGGCGAGGCACUUCAGCGACCCCAUGCACUAUGCCAAGAUGAUGGGUUAUGAUAAACCCAUGGACUUUAAAAUGGGAGCUUCAGAAAGCAGUAAAUAAAAUUAGGUUUAGUGUUGUCAUGUAGCUGUUAAUUUAAUAAUUAUAAUAUUGUGUUACCAAGCAUUUCUUUUCAUUUGACCUCUGGCAGUCAGGUUGGUUGUUGUUUGUUGUUCAUUCUUUCUUUUUGUUGAUCAAUUUGCAUUUAGUAAAAAAAUCCCAGAACAAGUGACACAUACACAAAUUUUACAGAGGAUAUAGUUUAUUUUUGAAGUACUUACGCAUACUGAUUAACACUGAUUAUUAUUCAAUAGCCGGGUGCAAUCCACGGAGAACAAAAAUCUGACUGUUUGGAGCCGUGUUCGGCACACCCAAACAUAGUAAUUUAAUGCUCUUUGUAAACACCAUUAAAUGAAAAGAAUAUGUGUAAAAGUUUAGUGGGUCUAUAUUACCCAUUAUUAUACAGUAUACACCCAGUUUAGUGAAACAUCUCACUUUGUUGGAUACCAUAUAGCACAGUAUAAUAAAGAGUACUAUCGUACAGUAUGGCCACUCCCGCUCCGCGCGGAAAGUGCCGCCCACCCCCUCUCGGUUACCUCACAGUUACCGCCUGUCAAAAACGCGAACAGUCAACCUGUCAUAUCUCACUCAUACAAGCAUAGUACGCGUUCACCUACACGAGCUUAGAAUGUGUGCUAGGAACGCGCCUUUUUGAUAGAUUUGAUCGCCAGUGUCCGAGAUGUGCCAUAAGGAUGAUAUUUGCUUGUAUUUUCAUACAAGUAACAUGUCAAAACAGUGUUACGACAAUCAACAAAGUGGGAUGUUUUGCUGGAUAAUUACACACAGAGGUAGUCAAUAAAAGGUCCUAAAAUCUU
Molecule: messenger RNA, 1541 nt
Organism: Leguminivora glycinivorella
Lineage: Eukaryota; Metazoa; Arthropoda; Insecta; Lepidoptera; Tortricidae
Product: transmembrane protein 70 homolog, mitochondrial
Exons: 2
Coding region: 106-729 (207 amino acids)
Biological process (GO): mitochondrial proton-transporting ATP synthase complex assembly
Cellular component (GO): mitochondrial membrane
Source: RefSeq, a predicted model, not a curated record